Molecule: messenger RNA, 3468 nt
Organism: Colletes gigas
Lineage: Eukaryota; Metazoa; Arthropoda; Insecta; Hymenoptera; Colletidae
Product: Kv channel-interacting protein 2-like
Exons: 6
Coding region: 763-1404 (213 amino acids)
Molecular function (GO): calcium ion binding
Source: RefSeq, a predicted model, not a curated record
UAUCGUAGGCCGAUGAUAAAAAUAGGUGACGUCGAGUAGAAGAAAAGAGGUAAGAAGAGGGCAAUUCAGGAGUAAAUAUUCAAGACUAAGAAGAGAAAAGUUGGUAAGAGUAAAAAAGAAAAGAGGUAAAGAGGCGAGGAUAAAGUUGUCGAUGGGGAAGGAGCGCGACGGUUUGUUAAUCCAUCUCCCGAUUGGGUUGGUAGCCGAGGAUGACCGCGGUUCGAAAAAAGUGUCAGGCCGGACUUGCGCGCGAGCAAGGAAAGCCCGUGCUUUUGCGUGGCCGGGUCUUUCGAUGCAUCAGCAUGAGAGGGUCGAGACGAGCGCGCGUCGUUACCGAGUCAGUGGGUUAAGUUACGUUAGUCCGUCGCGGAGCAUCGAUCGGUGAAUUGGGUGGCACGCGUCGAUCGGUUUCGACGAAGAAAGAAUCGACAUCGUGAAGAAAAGGCAACCGAUGGUUCGCGAACCGAUCGCCUGACUAAUUGGAAUCGAAUUGCCAGUUUGUGGAUCGCUGUGCUCGAUUCGGAUUGCAAAUUUCUAACUGCCAAAUGAAGGCACGUAAGAGCCGGGAGAAAAGCAGGCAGGCAGGCAGGCAGGCAGGCAGGCAGGCAGGCAAGCAGGCCAGUCGAUACACACCGUGGAAAGAGAUCCGCCUUGAGACGAAGGGAUUUUACACAACGUGAGGGGGCAGGGGCCUCGGAACGAUCUCCCUCUAUUUAUCGCGCGUUCGUUGGGGGUGUGUGUCAGUGAUAACAGCUGCGAAAGAUGCAACGGCAAGAGGGCGAGCUUGAAGAACUCGGGGGCGUUUUAGGGGGUUCUACUGCCGGUGCCCUUGCCCUCGGCGGUCGGCACAAACCGGAGGAACUCGCCACCUUGGCGGCUAACACCAGGUUCUCCAGGAAGGAGAUACAGCUGAUAUAUCGAGGCUUCAAGCAGGAAUGUCCAACCGGUCUCGUCGACGAGGAAGCUUUCAAGCAGAUUUUUUCACAAUUCUUUCCGCAGGGAGAUGCUAGCCAGUACGCCCAUUAUGUCUUCAAUACCAUGAAGAGAAAACCGUCCGGAAAGAUCAGUUUCGAGGAAUUCUUGACGAUCUUGUCGAAGGUGUCCAGAGGCUCGGUGGAGGAGAAACUCCAGUGGGUGUUUGGACUUUACGAUCUAGACGGAGAUGGACUGAUCAGCAAAGAGGAAAUGCUGGACGUGGUUGGUUCCAUUUACGAGAUGUUGGGCCGUUACACGCAACCGCAAAUUGUCGAGCCGCAUUUGGCAGCCCGGGAACACGUCGAUCGUAUUUUUCACUUGAUAGAUGCGAACAAAGACGGCGUGGUCACGAUCGAGGAAUUGGUGCAAUGGUGUUCCAAGGACGAGCAACUCUUGAAGAGUCUCGACACCCUCGACACUGUCUUAUGAGAUCUUUCCUAAACUCCCGAUCUAACCAGACCUUCGAACGAGCUCCGCCUCUACAUAUUUCUCCGAAACGUGUUACAUUAUCGAUAUCUACUAUUUAAUAAUUAUCUCGUUAGAAAUCAUCUUUAACCAUUCUAAUAGAAACCCGCGAACAAACUAACCAGCCGGAGCUCGUCGAACGCUCUUUGUAAAUAUGUAUGUAUUUAUCCUACCUACCCAGUCUUUCGAGCGUGCUGUCCAGAACACGAUAAACAAAUUAUCAGUAUUAGUAAACCUAAAAUUAUUUAUGCUUAUCGCGCGACGUACUCGUGCAUUCGGAUUCUCUGUAAAUAACUGACAACAGGUAAAUUUUAACAACGAGCUGGCAACCCUAUCUAUCUACGUAUACAUAGAUACGUCUAUCGAUCCAUAUCUCGUCGAUCCUGCUAAUUUUUUUCUCCAAAAUAAUUUCAUCUCUGAUAUUUCAUUCGGAAACCGUGUCUCUAGAAAUCAAUUCUUCCACUCUAUAGCAACGACGAAUUUUUACAGAGGUUUUAACAGCCGGUAGAAUUAGUUCGAGCAAACACCAUAUCUACACACGUAUACAAACAUUUUUCUCCGAAAGCUUAAACUAUUAUACGUAUUAUACAUAUUGUCUACCGUUCGAAUCGAUUUCCUAACGUUCCGAUACAUUUCCGAAUCUUCUACAUAUACAUACAUACAUACAUGUAUGCACGUACGUAUAUUGCAUCUCUAAUUUACAAACGAUACAGAACAAACACUCGAACAGAGAAACAAAGAAAUCUUCCCGUUCUUCCCGUUUCAUCAUAUUUACGCCUCUAUUCUACACAUCUACUAUACGGAUAUGUAUCUGAUUAUGCACACAAGGUUUCUUUACUUCGAUACUUUUAAACUGUACUCUGUACGCAAACAAAAAAAACAAUUAAAUUCGAUCGAUUCGAACGGGUUGCAGAAAACUUUAAGGGUUCGCGUAUACCUGCUAAAUAAACUCUAAGAUUAACAAUAUCUAACAUCGUCCACGCACGAUGAACAAAUUAUAAUUAGUGACCCAAUAAUAUAUGUAUCAGUAUCGUAGUAUCCUCGACCAAAUAAGAGAAACGUGAUCUUUAAAGAUCAACGCCUCGUGUGAUUCUCUCGUACCUUACUAUUUACCGUUAUACUAUCGCGCAAAGGUUAUUCUUAACAAAACGAUUACUAUUAAAUUAAUCCCGUUGCCUGACAUCUACAAACUUGUUGUUAAGUAUUCACACUUAUACAUAUAGAAACUGUUAUCGUAUACUCAAGAUAUUUUAAAGCGAUAUUUUACGCGUACAAAUCUCAUUUGAAUUUCUUCGACUUGUGCACUUUACUGUAAAUCCUACAUACAGGGUAAGGCAUUUAAGACCUUUCGUCUGGAUAACUCGCUUAUUUAUUUACAACUUCCACCCUUCCUUUACCGCGAUCUAGAUAAGUACCUAAGUACGUGUUACAGUUUUAAAACUAUGAAUACCGACGAAUUUAACACAUUUUUCCCUCUAUCUACGUGUAUCGUGAUAUUUUUAUCAGUUCCGGCGACGGAUACGCUUCGAUUCUUAAGUAUGUGUGUGUGUUUUAGGAGAGUACCGCUCCAGUCAAACUUUAAGCAAAAUAAAACGACACUCUUUAACGAACAAAUUACGUAUGUAGGUAAGUAAGUAGGUAGGUACUUGUUAAUAAUGCAGUUCGAUAAUCUCUCAAACGUAAUAUAUCGUACAAUAUUUAUUACGAUGUGUUAUUAUUUAGUAGUAAGUCGUCCAUAUUAACAAUUUCACGGCCGCUGUCACGUAUAUGUGACUUUGAGAGAUCUUCGUGUAUCUCACUUUGAUUGAUCACUUUGGUGAUGGAGAACGGUUAAAGUGUUGAUUACAACUUUAUACAUAUUCUUUGAACAAACUUUUCUUUUCAUUUUUCGUUCAAAUCAGAGAGUAAGAUUCAGUCUCGGUAAAGUUUAAGGCCCCUUGUACGAGGAAAUUUCAUGUCACUGUAGAAAAACUCAUGUUGGGGAAUCACGAUAUUUAAAUGUUUGUUCGCUCGAGGAAUUUGCUUCCA